UGAAACAUGUGAUGAUAAAAGAGGCAUAACACAGACGCUCAAGAUUGCAGAUGCAAACACAGAGACAGGGCACAAAGAAACAGAGACUUCAACAGAACAAGAGAGAGAGAGACAGACCAAAAAACAAUGGCUUCCAUGGCUUACCCAACAAGCUCCUCCUAUAACUACAAGAAUUACAACAAAGCUUACAGAAGUUUCACCACUCCCCAUAUCCUAGUUUCUCAGCAGCAGCAGCGAAAUGACCAAAAACCCAGUGACCCAAUUGGUCGAAGGGAAAUAAUACUAAGGAGCAGCGAAUUGGCAGUGGUAGGUGCCAUCUUCAACCUCAGUGGUAAAAAGCCAGAUUAUCUUGGGGUGCAGAAAAAUCAACAGGCUUUGGCACUUUGUCCAGCUACUAAGAAUUGCAUAUCAACCUCUGAGAAUGUCUCUGACCUUACCCAUUAUGCCCCACCUUGGAACUACAACGGGGGUAGGAAGAAGCCAGUCAACAGAGAAGUGGCUAUGGAGGAACUUCUCCAAGUGAUUAAAUCAACAAAGCCGGACAAGUUCACACCGCGGAUUAUGGAGAUAAAAAAUGAUUAUGUGCGAGUGGAAUACGAAGGUCCCAUCCUAGGGUUUGUGGAUGAUGUUGAGUUUUGGUUCCCACCGGGCAAAGACUCAUUAGUGGAGUAUCGAUCUGCAUCCCGGUUAGGGAGCUUUGAUUUUGACUUUAACAGAAAGAGAAUCAAGGCGCUGCGGCAAGAGUUAGAGAAGAAAGGUUGGGCUUCUAAGGACAGCUUUUGAGAGACACACUUUGCGGUUAUGCAAUAAGAUCACAUGCAAUCAAACAUUGGCUCAGUGGUCAUGCAGAUAGAUCAAGAUUGAACCCAGAUUUUCAAAUUAGGCAACUGCAAUCAUUUAAUGAUUUUUGUAUUGAAGACUGAAACAUAAAAAUUCGAAACCUCCGGCAGGUUCCAAAGAUGAGUUGAAACAGUCGACGUUAGUCGGCUAACAGAUUUUGCUUGCAUCGUGAAGGCAAACUAGAAACAAGUCUUGAGUAAAGUGUGUUGGUUCAAGAAAAAGAACUCAUCUCAAUCAUAUUAAACAUUGGAUUUAACUUGUACACAACUCGGUAGAGAUUCUUAAAAUCCAAAUAUUGAUAUUGGAGAUACAUAUUUUGUUUCCCA
Molecule: messenger RNA, 1166 nt
Organism: Prunus persica (peach)
Lineage: Eukaryota; Viridiplantae; Streptophyta; Magnoliopsida; Rosales; Rosaceae
Exons: 7
Coding region: 127-783 (218 amino acids)
Source: RefSeq, a predicted model, not a curated record